Molecule: messenger RNA, 2753 nt
Organism: Armigeres subalbatus
Lineage: Eukaryota; Metazoa; Arthropoda; Insecta; Diptera; Culicidae
Gene: Hydr2
Product: abhydrolase domain-containing protein 2
Exons: 6
Coding region: 667-1875 (402 amino acids)
Biological process (GO): sperm capacitation; medium-chain fatty acid catabolic process; medium-chain fatty acid biosynthetic process
Cellular component (GO): sperm plasma membrane; sperm flagellum
Molecular function (GO): acetylesterase activity; monoacylglycerol lipase activity
Source: RefSeq, a predicted model, not a curated record
ACAUUUUAGGGUGGCAUUCGCUCCAUACACCCAUCAGCUCCCCGUUUCUCAAGCGAAAGCGUCUCGUCGAGCUCCGCUGGGUAUUGGGGUAUUGGUGACCGAUUUGUCGUCGUUGUCGUUGUCGCGAUUCAGUGCCCUGCCCGUCUGAUCGUUGUCGUCGGUAUGUGUCAGUCCAAUGGUGCGUUUCGAAUCUGAUAGACACAUUUUUAGCGAGAGUGAUUCGAAAAGUAGGCGACAGUAGUGCUCCGACACCUCAGCUUUCCAUCGGGGACGCCGCAGCUACGAAUUACGGCUUUCUCGAAGUGACAGAAGAGUUUUGUUCUAGUAGUUCGCUUUAUCUACGUAGGCGGGAGUUAAUUACGGUUUGGCAUCCAUGACCCCAAAAUCAUCCGUUUGAGAAGUGAUUCUGCAUUGCUCGAUAGUGCCCCGGCACCAGCUGCCCGGUAUCUUCCGCGAGUUGAUCCAAUGCCAGUGUGUGUAAUACUGUUGCCAUCGGACGUCGCGGUCAAGGUGUAAUGGCUAUCGGAAAAUUGUCCAGUGAACAGCAGUGAGCGGAAAAUAAAGUGAUUUGAAAAAAAAAUCAUUCCCAAUUAGAAAAGAAAAGGUUGAAUCGAUCCGUAGUGCAUUUCAACACAUUUUUGUUCAGUGCAAUUCACUUGUGUAAACAUGUCUCCAGCAUUUCUAGCAGUGAUAGCCGUGAUACUUUGUAUUCUGUUUCGGAUUCUAAACGUAAACAGCCAGCCGCAGAUUCCGCAGAUUUUUUGCAAGGAUGGGCAAUUUAUGGAGUGUUUCCACAAGAUUGCACCCAUGCUGAGAGACCCAUACAUUCCAACACGCCUGUGGGGAUUCAGUGGUCACAUCCAGACCAUAAUUCACAGUAUUGUCGGCCGCGUAAAAUGUCCCUGGCCACUGGGAGAGCGUGUGUAUCUCUCGCUGACUGACGGAUCAACACUGACGUACGACCUAUAUCAGCCGUUAAUAAAUUCCAUAGAAGAUGACAUUACGGUGGCCAUCUGCCCAGGAAUUGGCAAUUCUUCCGAAUCGGUCUACAUCCGUACCUUCGUCCACUAUGCACAGUGUCAUGGCUAUCGUUGUGCCGUGCUCAAUCACAUUGGGGUGCUCGACAGCGUCCAGGUUACGUCCAGUCGGAUUUUCACUUACGGCCAUACCGAAGAUUACUCGGCAAUGAUUAAUAAUCUACUGAAGAAGUACCCAACGACGUACGUGGUUUCGCUUGGUUUCUCACUUGGUGGUAAUCUCAUUUCCAAGUACAUGGGCGAGGAAGUCCGACCGGAGAAUGUCAUUGGUGGAAUCUCCAUCUGCCAAGGCUACAAUGCUGAGAGUGGCACCCAGUGGCUUCUUAAGUGGCAGAACUUCCACCGCUUCUAUCUUUACGUACUGACCGAAAACGUAAAGAGUAUCAUAAUGAAGCAUAGACAUGUCCUGUUGUCGGACGACAUCAAACAACGAUAUCAACUUAACGAGCGGGACAUCGCUGCAGCUGCCACGCUGCCGGAACUGGAUGAGGCCUACACCAGAAGGGUGCACAAUUUCAAUAAUGUUCGAGAGAUGUACAUUUGGAGCAGCUCGGUAAAUUACCUCGCAAACAUCAAGCGACCAAUGGUAUUCGUUAACGCCAGGGACGAUCCGUUGGUGCCAGAUUUGCUACUUGAACCGAUCAAGCAGUUUGCAACGACAGAGAAUCAAUCGCUCUACAUCGAACUUGCCAACGGUGGUCAUCUCGGCUUCUAUGAGGGAGGUCUCAUCUAUCCGAAUCCGGUCACCUGGUUGGAUCGGGCACUGGUUUCACUGAUCGGUGGCAUUGUCAUGUCCCAUAACGAUGUGCUGGUAGCCAAAAGGACUACCGUCAUUUAAGAUCCACUUUCAUUCCCCUCGCCAUCAUUGUCCUAUGGAAGCGCGGCCUCAUCCAACCGAUUUAUCGGAUGGUUCCGCAGUUGGUUUUCACCAGUAGUGGCCGCACCUUCCACACCUUCUCUAUGGAGCAUCAUUUUGGUUCUAUCGAAGCAGCUCCUAUCGACGGUUCUGUUGAGGAAUCGUCGCACCAAAUCACUUUUAUUGACUCCGGCCUCAACGCCAUUGCAACCGGAAAUAAAAGACUUCAAAGAGCCACAAAUUCUUCAUUGAAGUAUUGCACACAUCAAAAGUAGACCAUGGCGAAGGGAAUGUGGAUUGAGGGAAAACUCAGUCAGAUAUAAAUUGGACACCGAUUAUAUCUGCACAAUAAGAAAAUCUAAUUGAUCAGAAAAUCCUACGUAAUUGAGACAAACCGACCGUACUAAGUCGCUAAAUUAGCUAGAACAACGUAGAACGUUUUUGGGUGCCCUCUAGAAUUGCUUAUCGUACGGAAUUGAGCAGUGAAAAUUAUGAUCAUCGUCAAGUAUAUUUUAAGUUUUUUUGUAUUACUCAUUCCGCGCUAAACAAUGCGAGUAUUUAAGCCUGUGUAUUUAUAAGUAAUCAUCGGUAGAUUGGACCGAAACAGAAAAAACACGAUAUUGGAAUUGAACAAGAACCAUGUGUGGUGUUUUAUUGUGAUAAAUGUAUGUUGAAUCAACUGUUUGGCGUAUAAGAACUAAGCUACGAAAAAAUGGCUCAUCGUUAUAUGAAAUCUAUUUUCGAAAAAAAACGAAGAGUGGUAAGAAUGAUUGAUUGAACAUUUAGCAGUGAUGGCAUUAAUGGUUCUAAUUGAUUUUUAACAACGCUAUAAGAAUAAAGAAGCAAACUUUUCCAACUAA